This is a messenger RNA of Trichomycterus rosablanca, 2404 nucleotides long. RefSeq names its product tripartite motif-containing protein 16-like. The record is from RefSeq and is a predicted model, not a curated record. Gene Ontology annotation, molecular function: zinc ion binding; protein binding. Bases 25 to 1701 code for a protein of 558 amino acids. The transcript is spliced from 6 exons. Lineage: Eukaryota; Metazoa; Chordata; Actinopteri; Siluriformes; Trichomycteridae.
GUGUUUCUGUUUACUUGUAGAAAAAUGGCGGAGUCCAAAAUUUCAGUAACUCAGGACGAGUUCAGCUGUUCAGUCUGUCUGGAAACACUGAAGGAUCCAGCUGCUAUUCCAUGUGGACACAGUUUCUGUAUGGUGUGUAUUAAUAACUGCUGGGAUCAGGAGGAUGAUAAGGGAACAUACAGCUGUCCACAGUGUAGAAAAACCUUCACUCCAAGACCUGAAGUGAGUAAAAACACAAUGCUGGCUGGAGUUGUGGAGAAACUGAAGAAAACAGAACUUCAAGCUCCACAUCCUGCUCACUGUUCUGCUGGACCUGAAGAUGUGGAGUGUGAUUUCUGUACAGAUAGAAAAUCAAAAGCAGUCAAAUCCUGUCUGGUGUGUUUGGCCUCUUUCUGUGAAACUCACCUUCAGCCUCAUUAUCAAAUUCCUGUUUAUAAGACUCACAAGCUGGUUGAAGCCUCCAGACGACUCCAGGAUCAGAUCUGCUCUCAGCAUAAUAAACUGCUGGAGGUUUACUGUCGUACUGAUCAACAGUGUAUCUGCAUGUUGUGUACCAUGGAUGAUCAUAAAGGACAUGAUACAAUAUCAGCUGCAGCAGAAAGAACUGAGAAACAGAAGCAGCUGCUGGAGAUCCAGAGAAAAUUCCAAGAGAAAAUCCAGAACAGAGAGAAGGAACUUUGUGAGCUGAUAAACGCUGUGAAGUCUCACAAGUGUUCUGCACAGACAGCAGUGGAGAACAUUGAGAGGAUCUGUACUGAACUAAUCAACUCAAUUAACAGAAGAUGCUCUGAGCUAAAAGAUCUGAUCAGAGAUCGAGAGACAGCAGAAGUAAGUCAAGCUGAAAAAGUCUUGAAACGGGUGGAACAGCAGAUUGUAGAGCUGAAGACGAAAGAUGCUAAACUGGAACAGCUUUCACACACAGAGGAUCCCGUCCAUUUCCUCCAGAAUUUUCAGUCUCUCUCGGCUCCUGCUGGAUCUGCAGAAUCAGCCGCCAUCACAAUCAGUCCUUUCCUCUCAUUUGAUGAUGUUACAAAGUCUGUAUCUCAGCUGAGAGAGAAAGUAGAAGAAUUCUGGAAGGAUCAGUGUGAGAAGAUACCAGAUGAAGUAAAGAAAGUCUGGAUUACUUCACCUCCUGAACCUGAAAUCAGAGAAGAUUUUCUACAAUAUGUUUGUCGGUUCACACUGGAUCCAAACACAGUAAAUAAAAACCUCCGUCUGUCUGAGGAGAACAAAGUGGUGACCUGCAGUGAAACAUUACAGUCGUAUCCUGAUCAUCCAGAUAGAUUUAAUUAUUACUGGCAGGUUGUGUGUAGAGAGAGUGUGAGUGGACGCUGUUACUGGGAGUUUGAGUGGAGUGGGGAUGAUGGGGUUUGUAUUGCAGUGUCAUAUAAAAGCAUCAGCAGGAAGGGACGUGGUGUUAAGUGUGUGUUUGGAGGUAAUGAUCAGUCCUGGAGAUUAGACUGUUCUCCAUCCAGAUUUUUAUUCUGGCACAAUAACACAAUGACUAAAAUUCCCAUAAUGCCGAGUUCCUCUAGAAUAGGAGUGUAUGUGGAUUAUGAAGCAGGAACUCUGUCCUUCUACAGCGUCUCUGAUACAAUGAAGCUCCUCCACAGAGUUCAGACCACGUUCACUCAGCUCCUCUACCCGGGGUUUUAUCUUUAUUCAGGAUCAGAAGUGAAACUGUCAGAUUUAACAAACUAAAUGUAAAAUUUACAUGAAAGUGUAACAUUAAACUGUUUGAGUGAUUUUAGAAUCUGUGAGGCAGUGAUACAUUUAUGAAGAUAUGCUGCCUGCAACACCUUACACAACACAUUAUCUUUCCAAUGUGAUGUUGUAAUAAAUCCAAAAUAAAUAAAUGCCUUAGAUAACAUAGACUGCUUCCCCUAUUCCAGCUCCUAACAACAAAUUCCUGAUGGUUUGGUUUUGGUUAAAGAUCAGCAGAUACUUUAAUUAGAAAUAAAUUAGAACUUGUUGCUUGGGUACAGAUUUGGGAAUUUAUUAUUAUUACUAUUAUUUUAUUUUUAUAAUAUAAAAUUAGAGAGUGUUUAUGGCUCUUUUGUCCCAAGUGUUUUUGUAACGUGUUGUAGACCUGCACUGGCGACUGUUUUUGGUAUACAGGAAAGAAAAGGCUGAAUGCAGGUGAAAAGGCGUUAUUUGGCAACCAGCACUGUGUAAAUAUUGGACAGAACACAUGAUGGGUUAUUUGAACUUGUUGGGUUGUGCAGUUUAACCAUUGUGCUGAGCUGUGAGAUUCUUUUUUAUCAUGGAUCAACUAUGUAACUUUACUGCAGCUUGUAUUUAAAUGAAAGGUUUACAUUGCUGUCUUCAGGAUUUCCUCUUUAGUGAUAUUUAAUGUUAAUAGCUGUUCUGAUCUAAAAGAUGCUGCUGCCUUUAACCUUUAAAA